AUGCCGCUUUUCGAUGUGCGUGUUCUACUCAUCUAUGUUAGAGAAACAUCUACCCCGACAUAUCCAAUAACUUCCGUUAUACUUACAGGAACUGAAACUGUUUCUACUGCGAGCACAGCAAGUGUAGUUACAACGAAUUUGUCAAUCCAUGCAGGAUCCACUAUUGCUAUAUAUAUAGGUAUCGGUGUUGCAGUUGGAUUAGUGUGCGCAAUCGGAGCAGUGGUUGGCAUUAUUGUACUACGAAUAAGAGGUACAUUUGCGUGCAAAAAUAGGAAGAAUACUAAUACAAAUGACACUUCAACCGCCGGAUCACUCACGUUAGCAAUCAUAUCGCAUGGCAAUACCGGUGAAAAUCAUAAAGAUUGCGUGCAAUCAUUUGAUGGCAGUGUCGAUCAUUAUACCACAGCUGUUGAACCAAAUGAGAGCAACUGUGAUACUGAUCAUUAUUAUUCAACCGAGGUCACUGAACAAACAUAUGAACGAAUGAAAGAUUGCAACGAUGAGUAUGACCACACAACGAAUAACUUAUCAUCUGAAUCCGAUAGGAAGACACGGGACAAUAUCUACAAUAAACUCAAGGCAGACCAGCACGGAGACUAUGACCACUUUGCAAGACCCGAGCAUAACCUGUCCCGCCCGGGCAACGACUACAAUACAGCUUAUUUGGCAAGCAUGAAUGACGGCAUCGGAGACUAUAAUCAUAUUGUUAGUACAACCACUGAACGAGUAAAUGGCAAAACAUAUCGUGAACAAGGGGGCUAUGCUUUUUUGCAUGGGAUAAAGACAAAACUGCCACCAUGCGACGAUACGGAUUUUGCUCACGCCAAAAUUUAGACAGGAAUAUAGUAAGGUAAUGAUGGAAUAGUUUUGUGUAUGUAAAUAUUAUGUGACUCAAACGCUGAAACAUAUAUGUAUAAAACGUAUUGAUCUUGCAUUUUUUAAACGUUCAAUACCUAUUUAGCUAUAGUUUUACCUUACUUGGCGUUGUGAUACAUACUUGCCCCGUGAAGAAAACACAACUCUUAACACUAACACCGUUGCAACGACAUGCAUGACAAACGUGCAAUUGUUUAAAAGUUUAUUUAAAUAUCGUUCUACCGAACAAUAGAACAACUUUGAACGGGAACCACAGCUCGAACGUGCCAUUAGCACACAUCAAAUUGUUUCGAAAGUAUUCACUCGUCUGUAUUUACGGUAUCGCGCAUAUAAUCUUUAUUCGAAAUAUGUUAAUUAAAUAGAUGUAAAUUUACUCUUACGGAAUCCUUGGUAUAUUAAAAAUUAUACCAUUUAAUUAAAACAUUAUAUAUGGUGUAACACCUGCAAUAAUUGAAACAUGUUCAUAGCAUCGAACGAGUAGUGACGUGACGUUUAUGCGUACGUUGUUUUAU
Dreissena polymorpha is the source of this 1388-nucleotide messenger RNA. RefSeq lists its product as uncharacterized. The transcript is spliced from 4 exons. The coding region runs from base 1 to 834 and encodes 277 amino acids. Lineage: Eukaryota; Metazoa; Mollusca; Bivalvia; Myida; Dreissenidae. The record is from RefSeq and is a predicted model, not a curated record.